Symbiodinium necroappetens is the source of this 995-nucleotide messenger RNA. NCBI's taxonomy places the organism in Eukaryota, Dinophyceae, Suessiales, Symbiodiniaceae. The record is from the annotation of a GenBank genome assembly.
GGUUCAACGCGCUACUCGACUUCUACAACGAGGUUUAUGCGACUGCAGCUAUCCCCAGUGACUGGAAUGCGGCCCUAAUGAUUGUUAUCCCCAAGGAGGAAUCACCCAAAGAGCCGGGGGCACUCCGUCCCCUCGCAAUGGGGAGCGCAGCCGCUAAGGUCUACAGCCGACUUCUCCUUGGGCGCACGGUGGAGUGGCUUGGGGUUGAAGAAGGGGCCCAGUGCAGCGGAGUUGGCAGGCAGCCGGCGGAGUACAUCUUUGGUAUGGCCAGGGUGAUGGAGCUUGAGGCGGAAUGGCAUCAGGGUUUGGUCGCAGCUAAGAUUGACAUUCGGAAGGCUUUCGACAUGUUGCACAGGCCAGCUCUCUUGCGACGACUCAAACAAGCACUUGGUGACGGGCCCACUUAUCGUAGCUGGCACAACAUGCUCAGUGACACCACAGCAACCCUGCAGACAGGAUGGGGUUGUUCCAAGUUGCAGUUGGAUCGAGGAAUACGGCAAGGCUCGGUGGAGAGUCCCAUCCUCUUUGGGUGGAUUGCCUCUUUGAUCUUGCAUGAUGUGAAGGAAUGGGCGGAAGAACUUGAAAAGCAUGGGUUGCUCUUGAACCCUGGCAAGUGCAAGGCUUACUACUCGCCCCACUGCUCCAGUUGCCCGCCGAUCCAUGUGCAUGGCACUCUGAUUCCCCGUGUGCCAGUCCUCGAGGUCAUGGGUAUCCAGUUUCGUGUGGGGGCUUCUUGCUCGGAACUCAUAGCUCCGCUCAUUGCCAGAGGCCGAGAUAAGUUUUGGUCGCUGAAGCACCUGUUUCGUGCACGGACCCCGCUUGCAGGUCGAGUAAAGCUAUUGGACAAGAUUGUUGGUGGGACGUCCUUGUGGCAUUAUCCGAAGCUCUCCAACCUCGAGAGGGACAUGGAUCAGGCGAUUCUUUGCCUGAUGUCGCCGCAGCGUGAAGUGCUGAAACUCGAGCCACAGCGCAAUCAUGAUGAUCUUUUCCAUAUG